This is a messenger RNA of Paramecium sonneborni, 2279 nucleotides long. Lineage: Eukaryota; Ciliophora; Oligohymenophorea; Peniculida; Parameciidae. The record is from the annotation of a GenBank genome assembly.
AUAAAUUAAUGGGUUAGACAGAUAGUAAAUAAGAGAAGGAUUUUAUGAGAAAGAUAGACUCGUAGUAUGAGUUUAUCAAAAAUUUGAAUGAUGCAAGUGAAUGAUAAUAAUUAUAAAGUAGGAUAUGGAGAUGGUAAAUUGUUCGGUAAGAAAAAUGAGAAGUCAUAGAUGAUUGUAUUAAAGAAUAUAAGUGUUCCAGAUGAGGCUACUUAUUAAGCAUGGAAGAAUAAAUUAUAGAUGAGAUAAUAGUUAAAGCAUCCAAACAUUAUAGAAUUAAGAGGUAUAAGAUAAUAAACAUUAUGAUUAGAAUCAAUAUAAGCAGAAGAAGAGUAAGUAUGUAGUACUUUUUAUAAAGUAAACUUAGUAUUUGAAUACAUACCUUAAACAUUAAAGGAUGCAAUUGAAUAAAGAAAACUAGCAGGUGCUUAUUAUCCAGAACAAGAGAUUUUGAAAAUGUUAGAUGGAGCAAUAGAAGGAUUGGCUAAAUUUUAAGAGUUGAAGAUUGCUCAUUAAAAUUUAAGAGUACAAACACUCUCUUAUUAGAAUGGGAAUAUUAAAGUGAGUGAUAUUCCAUUAUUAGCUAAUAUUACAUCAUUUGUUGCUGUCCUUUAAGAUUAUGGAGAUGCAUCUUAAGGCAAUUAUCUCUCUCCAUUAUUAACUAAAGCAGUUUAUGAAAGUAAUCAUAUGCCAUCACAUAAUUUAUUUAAAUCAGAUGUUUAUACUUUAGGAAUGAUAUUCCUUUAAGUUUGUUUACUUUAACCUUAAGAUAAUUGUUAUGAUUACUUUGAAGGUAAAAUUAAUUAAUAAUAAUUGGCCACUAAUAUUGAUUAAGCAAGAACUAUUUAUACAUCUGAACUUGUUGAAAUUAUUGAAGAAAUGCUUGAGUAAGUAGAAAAAGAUAGACCUGAUUUUAUUUAAUUAAAAAAUAAAAGAAAACAACACAUUACUAAAUAAGAACCUUAAUUUGUUGAGAGAAGUUCUCAUCAAUAAGAAGAUGAUUAUCAAAUGAUGUUCUAUUAAAAUAUCCCUAAUUAAUUUGAAGUCAAUCAAUCAGUUUAACCUUCAUAUUAAGAUGAAGGACCAUCUCAAUUAUUAGAAGACAAUUUCGAUGAAUUACAUUAACCAUUGAAAGAACCUCAUCCUGCUAGUUAAAAUGAACAUGAUAUUUUAAUUCAUAAUGCAGAUAUCACUAGAAAAUCUAUCUGUAUUCUAUAUCCAUAUGUCUUUAGCUCCUAUGAAAUAGAAUAAUUCUAUUGGAUAAAUCCAUAAAAAUGAUAUCCAAGUUUAACCAAUCUCUUUCGCAUAAAAUAAUAAUAUUAUUAAUCAUGACAUUUAUAAAGUGCCUGAUCUAUAAAAAUAUAAUGUCAAAUAUGACUCUUAUACUAAUACUAGUCCAUAUAAAGAUUAAGCCAAUUUUAAAAAAUAAGAUGCAUUUACAUAAUCAAGUUAAGUAUUUAAUAAUAAUAAUAAUUAAUAAAAAUCCAAUAUUUAAUUACAAUAAUAUGUCACUGCUUAUUAACCAUAAAGAGAAUCUCUUAAAGUAAAUGAUUAUAUGGAUAAAUUCCAUUUCUCAUCACCUAAUGAUAUUAAACUAUUUGAAUAAAAUAAUCAUAUUGAUUACAAUCAACCAAAUAGGGAAUCUUAUCAAUAUUAUUCUGCAUAACCUUAAAGUAGAUUUAUGUCUGCUUAAUAAUAAACAAAUUAUGUUCCUUAUUAAGCAAUAUCUCAACAAAUUCCAAAAUAGAAUACUUCAAUUUAUGUUAAUGAAACAUAUCCUAAUGGAUAAAGAUAUGUUGGAGAGAAAACUAAUGGUUUAAAAGAAGGAAGAGGAAGAUUAUAUUAUAAAGAAGGAGGAUAUUAUGAUGGACACUGGAAAAAUGAUAGAAUUAAUGGAUAAGGUAUCUUUUGUUAAUAUUUAUUAUUAAGGAGUCCUUUAUUAUGCAAGUGGAAGACCUGCUUAUGAUGGAUAAUGGGUAGAUGAUAAAUUUUAAGGUUAAGGUAUCUUAUAUAAUGAUACUCCUAAAAUUGAAGAUAUUAAUUAUAGAAAUCUAGAAGAUAUAGGAUAGUAAUUUAUUAUUUAAUUUUUAAGUGGAUGGACCAAAUAUGUUGGACAAUUUUAUGAUGAUAAUAAAAAUGGAUCAGGAACACUCUAUUUUUUUAAUGGAGAUCGCUUUGAAGGACAUUUUUAAGAUGAUUAAGUCUAAGGAUAAGGUAGAUUUAUUUCAAUCGGAGGAUAAGUUAUCUAAGGAAUUUGGAACUUUAAUCAUCUUGUAUAAUGA